Messenger RNA from Brugia malayi, 1161 nucleotides. RefSeq lists its product as uncharacterized. The transcript is spliced from 10 exons. NCBI's taxonomy places the organism in Eukaryota, Metazoa, Nematoda, Chromadorea, Rhabditida, Onchocercidae. Bases 1 to 1161 code for a protein of 386 amino acids. The record is from RefSeq and is a predicted model, not a curated record. Gene Ontology annotation, molecular function: 1-phosphatidylinositol 4-kinase activity. Gene Ontology annotation, cellular component: endosome; lysosomal membrane; plasma membrane. Gene Ontology annotation, biological process: endosome organization; phosphatidylinositol phosphate biosynthetic process; Golgi organization.
AUGAAAAAUGAAACGAGUAAAGAAGAGGGUUACUUAUCAGAAGUUGGUGCAUCACUUAUUGAUCAAAAAUUAAAAUUAAAUAUUGUACCACAGACAAAUGUUGUUGCAUUAGCUGCUCCAACGUUUAAUUAUGGACGUAUCGAUCGUGCUAAAGCACGUACCAAACAACGGAUACGAACACGUUAUCCAGAAAUUGGCAAACGUUUCCAUCGAAUUGGAUUACCACCAAAGAUUGGUAGUUUUCAAUUAUUUGUGAAUGGUUAUCAAGAUGCUAGUUAUUGGUUACGACAAUGGGAAGUGCAUCGAGAAUUAUCACCAUCUUCGAUUACGAUGAAACGAUUUCAGCAUUUGUUUGAACGGAUGGUUAUAUUAGAUUAUAUUAUUCGAAAUACGGAUCGUGGCAAUGAUAAUUGGUUAAUUAAAUAUGAACCAACAAAUGUUAUCAGUGCUGUACCACAAGAUCCUACACCAGCAAAAGAUGCGGUGUUAGCUGAUGAAAUACCUGCUGCUAAUGAAAUUAGUGAAGGAAUUGUACAUACUCAUAACAAUACAAUUGGAAAAAAUAUCACCGAGCAACUUGUCAUGGAUAUGUUAGAGUGUGAUGUUAAUAUCGAAAAUUGGGAUGAAACGGAGGAGCCGAAAAUUGAUGUAGCAGCAAUUGAUAAUGGAUUAGCUUUUCCAAUAAAACAUCCCGAUGAAUGGCGUACAUAUCCAUAUCGGUGGGCUUGGCUACCGAUGGCAAAAAAUCCGUUCAGUGAGGAAAUUGUUGAUUUGGUACUUCCUCAAUUGGAUAAUAUAGAUUUCAAGGAUCCUGGUUUUGAUAAGAAAAUGUUCGAAUUACAACUUAGUGUUUUAAGAGGACAAAUUUUUAAUCUUCGUGAAGCUUUACGUCUUCGAAAAUCACCACAGCAAUUGGUUCAGAUGCAACCACAACUGAUAGUUGAAAUGAAAUCAAAAAAGAAACGACGAUUACGUACAGUACCACGUGAUACGCGAUCAUUAAGUACUACUGAUGCAGGCGAAGAAACUCUUACUGAUCAUCCAUCAUCAUCUACUCUAUCACUAUCACAAGGCCAAUGGCAAAAUGUUGAGCCAAAAACAUGGCCUGAAAGUUAUCAACAAAAAGUUCAAACACGAUCAGCUUUUUUUACCUGGUGGUAA